Messenger RNA from Hibiscus syriacus, 630 nucleotides. RefSeq names its product 40S ribosomal protein S25-2. The transcript has 4 exons. Bases 128 to 454 code for a protein of 108 amino acids. Gene Ontology annotation, cellular component: cytosolic small ribosomal subunit. The record is from RefSeq and is a predicted model, not a curated record. Lineage: Eukaryota; Viridiplantae; Streptophyta; Magnoliopsida; Malvales; Malvaceae. Gene Ontology annotation, molecular function: structural constituent of ribosome.
CUAUCUAGGGCAACAUAGACCAAACCCCUAUAGUUAAAAGCUUCGUCGCACCCUAAAUUCAAAAUCCUAAAACUGCGCCUCCACCGUUUCCCCCAAUUUCUCUCACUUUGAGGCUUGAGCAGACUAGAUGGCACCAAAGAAAGACAAGGCCCCUCCUCCUUCCUCCAAGCCAGCAAAGUCUGGAGGUGGCAAGCAAAAGAAGAAGAAGUGGAGCAAGGGAAAGCAAAAGGAGAAGGUGAACAACAUGGUGCUGUUUGACCAAGCUACCUAUGAUAAACUUCUUUCCGAGGCUCCUAAGUACAAGCUCAUCACUCCCUCUAUUUUAUCUGAUCGUUUGAGGAUAAACGGAUCACUUGCAAGGAAGGCCAUAAGGGAGUUGAUGGCAAAAGGAUUGAUCCGUUUGGUGUCUGCUCACUCGAGCCAGCAGAUUUAUACUAGGGCAACAAACACCUAGAUGUUUUGUUAUAUUUUUGCUUAUUUAGUUCUAUGCAGUAUUUCCAUUUUAUGAGACUGCUAUAAAUUAUUGUUACUUUUACUGAAGAACUCCCACUCAAAUGGGAUCUUUCUAUUAUGUGUGAGCUACAGUUCUUGUUGUUGUUAUGGUUUGAUGGAUACUUCUUUUCAGAUUUA